Schistosoma curassoni is the source of this 1580-nucleotide messenger RNA. NCBI's taxonomy places the organism in Eukaryota, Metazoa, Platyhelminthes, Trematoda, Strigeidida, Schistosomatidae. The record is from the annotation of a GenBank genome assembly.
GAUGCUAAGCAUGCAGGUAAUUGGGAGCAUCGUGAUAUACAUAACUUAUAUGGGUUAUACGUACAUAAGUCAACUUGGGAUGGACUCAUGUUGAGGUCGAACGGCGUAGAACGUCCUUUUGUGUUGACCCGUGCGUUUUUUGUUGGUUCACAACAGACAGCAGCUGUUUGGACUGGAGACAAUACUGCUGAUUGGUCACACUUAAAGAUUUCAACUUCUAUGCUUCUCAGCAUAUCAGUCGUAGGGAUAACCCUAUGUGGAGCUGACGUGGGAGGUUUUUUUGGCAAUCCAGAUUCUGAGUUAUUGACAAGAUGGUAUCAGGCGGCUGCUUAUCAACCAUUCUUCAGAGCUCAUGCACACAUAGAUAGCAAACGCCGUGAACCUUGGCUAGUGGCUUCGGAAUAUAUUGAUCCCAUUCGAAAGGCAAUACAAGCUCGCUAUCAAUUACUUCCAUACUGGUAUACAUUGUUUGCUCGUUCAGAAGCAAACGGUCAACCAGUUAUGGCACCAAUGUGGUUUCAUUUUCCUAAAGAUGUGAAUACGUAUGGUUUGGAUGAUCAAUAUAUGAUUGGAGAAGCUGUGCUUGUGAGUCCUGUCACUGAUCAAGGUGCUGGCUAUGUGCAGUUAUAUUUUCCGAAGGGAACAUGGUAUCAUUAUCCAUCGCUUGAGGUAUUUGCAGGUGGACAGUCGACACAAUAUCCAGUAACGAUAAAUUCCAUACCUGUAUUUUAUCGAGGUGGGUGGAUUAUACCACGAAAAGAGCGUAUACGUCGUUCUUCAUGGCUUAUGCGUAGUGAUCCCUAUACAUUUGUUGUUUGUUUGGACCCUCAGAAGCCUGAUGCCGUUGGUUAUAUAUACAUAGAUGAUUUCCAUUCAACUUCUAAAUCAAAUGCCCAGUUUUUCAAAAUUAUUUACCAACGAGUUGUCGACCCAACGGGUGCAGGUGUGCAUGGUGGACGAUUGCGCUUACAACGUUUACCAUUACCUGGUGAAACUUCCAUAGUACUACCUAAAGAUGAUGUUUUUAUACCGAAAAUUGAACGCUUUGUUAUUGUUGGGUUCAGUAGUCCCUUGGAAAGAAUUACUGUGAUCGAUGCCCAUAAACCACGAAGAAAUAUAGGGUUUUCCAUUACUCCGUCCUCUGCUGGUUUUAAGCACGUACCACGCAUUGUCGUUGUUCGUAAACCUGAUCUUUCAUUAAAUGAUGAAUGGGAAGUGCAUUUUGUCACAGGGAAAGAAUCCAGGGAUGAUUUGUAAAUGAUAGUUGAUAUCAAUCCUAUUUCUUCAACAUAGUACUCUCAUGUGUAUAUGAUUUGGCUCCAAGUUAUCUUGUUUUCUAAAACACUUGCUCAGUUUUAAUUUUUACAUCAUUUUUCUCCAUCUCUUCAAAUGUGACGUGUACUCUUACCUGUCUGUUUGUUUUCUUUUCACUUGUCGUCUCGUUUUUUCCUGUUUUUAGCGCAUCUUUCUCAGUUCCCUAUUUCUAUUUUGUCAUUGUGUCUGUGUUUGAAUGUAAACAAAGAAUUUUCUCAUUGCUUUUAUGUAUGUUUUUAUUUUAAAAAGUGAAUUUGUUUAGUUAA